This is a messenger RNA of Pomacea canaliculata, 1824 nucleotides long. Its product is annotated as proprotein convertase subtilisin/kexin type 5-like. The coding region runs from base 1 to 1824 and encodes 607 amino acids. NCBI's taxonomy places the organism in Eukaryota, Metazoa, Mollusca, Gastropoda, Architaenioglossa, Ampullariidae. The record is from RefSeq and is a predicted model, not a curated record. The transcript has 12 exons.
AUGCCGUGUCCUAUCGGCACGUACCAGGACCAGAAGUGGCAGUACACGUGCAUCUCGUGCGGCGGCCACAACUACCGCACGGACUUCAUGGCCGCCACGUCCCCCCGCGACUGCAAGUUCCGGUGUCCGGCCGGCUAUACUCCCACCAACAACCAGACGAGCUGCGUGCCCUGCCCCCGGGGCACUUACCAGCCCAAGAAGGAUGCCACAGACUGCAUGCGUUGUGCGGGGGACAAGGUGGACACCCGACAGCCAGGGGCAACAUCAGACAAACAAUGCGAAGUUUUCUGCGACUCCGGUUACGAGAAACUGAGCAACGGCAGCUGCUCCAUCUGUGCCAUCGGCUUCUUCAAGAACAACAGCAUCGACACCUUCCAGACCUGCACGCGCUGCUCCGACCCGCGCUUCGUCACGCCGCACGAGGGCGCUGUGGGGGAGAUGCUGUGCACCGUGUUGAACUGUACCGAGGGCACACGCAUCAACUACGCCAAGCGAGUGUGUGAGGACUGCCCUCUGGGGACCUACCAGGACGAACCGUACCAGACGACCUGUAAGAACUGCUCCGCAGGAAUGAGUACAAGAAACAAUGGCACGAGACUGGCCUCGGACUGCGAGACGUUUUGCCAGAAUGGCUUUGAGAAGAACUCGGUGACAGACAUGUGUGAUGAAUGCCAGAGAGGUUUCUACAAAAACAACAACAACUACGUGUUCAUGGACUGCACUCUGUGUCCCACGGAGUAUGUCACCCUCAACAACGGGUCGAGCCAGUUGUCGGACUGCAUUGUUCGUAACUGCACCCCAGGCCAGUACAUCGCCAUGGGAGGCAUCAACUGCAACCUGUGCGACUACGGCCUGUACCAGCCCUACUGGUGGCAGUCGCAGUGUCUCAAGUGUCCACAGGACAGGACCACCCAGCGCCUGGGCGCCAUCAGCCUCAGCGAGUGCAUCCUGAGCUGUCCACCCGGCAAGGAGAACAAGCCGGGUGCCUACAACUGUACCCCGUGUGAACAGGGCUUCUUCAAGUCCAAGGAGGCUGCGGCUUCGUGUGACAAGUGUCCGGUGGGCACAACCACUCGUGAUGGGGGCGCCACCGACCAGAGCGAAUGCGAUCAAACAGCGUGCGAGGCAGGUUCGAUUCCCAGCAAGACUGACCCCAAGAUGUGCGCCCGGUGCCCCUUCGCCACCUACCAGCCCCUCCGCUGGCAGCAAGAGUGCAUCCGCUGCCCCGCCGGGUACACCACCCUGGUCCGCGGCGCCACCAGCAACAGCUCGUGCAUCUUGGACUGUCCCGCUGGUCAGCAGUAUCUGGAGAACGAGACAAGAUGCGAGAAGUGUCCAAUCGGCUUCUACAACACUGACCUUAACCCCGAAAGCUCCACCUGCGUCUUGUGUAGCCUUGACCUGAUCACUCCUUCCACGGGGUCAACUUCUGAACGGGACUGUAGCAUCCGUAACUGUUCACUUCCGGGUCAGUACCGUGACCCGCUGGCUAACGAGUGCCGUGACUGUCCACGUGGCCAGUGGCAGGACCAGAAAUGGCAGACCGGGUGCAUGAGCUGUCCCCCGGGUACCACGACCCACACCCAGGCAGCCACCAGCGAGCAGGACUGCCAGCAGGACUGUGCCGAGGGCAUGGAGCUGAGGAACGGUCAGUGCGAGAAGUGUCUUGUGGGGGAGUACCGCAACAAGAGCCAGAGCUGGGAGUGUCAGCCAUGUCCUGCCGGCCUCACCACACAGACCAUUGGGUCCUCCUCCCUCACCGACUGCCUCGUGUUAGGUGUUCUGGGAGUGACACACCUCACUGAGUCUCCAAAACUAAUUUAA